AGUCUCCAAUAAACGGAGAUGGUGGCACAGCGCUUUUGGCGUUUCCAUUUCAAGUCGAUGAUGGUCACAUCGAGGAAUUUCAAGGACUCACAGGCGACAAUGUCUUUUGGGAAAAUCCACAUUGUGACGAUUAUUCGGUUUCCUCCUCGCUGAUUGUAGGGCGCAACGUGCCUUCUUUCCCUUCGCAUCAAGUUUUUCAUUCCUAG
This is a messenger RNA of Acaulospora colombiana, 206 nucleotides long. The record is from the annotation of a GenBank genome assembly. Lineage: Eukaryota; Fungi; Glomeromycota; Glomeromycetes; Diversisporales; Acaulosporaceae.